Messenger RNA from Cynocephalus volans (Philippine flying lemur), 2736 nucleotides. RefSeq names its product E2F transcription factor 7 (gene E2F7). The coding region runs from base 1 to 2736 and encodes 911 amino acids. Gene Ontology annotation, molecular function: RNA polymerase II cis-regulatory region sequence-specific DNA binding; DNA-binding transcription factor activity, RNA polymerase II-specific. NCBI's taxonomy places the organism in Eukaryota, Metazoa, Chordata, Mammalia, Dermoptera, Cynocephalidae. Gene Ontology annotation, cellular component: RNA polymerase II transcription regulator complex. The transcript is spliced from 12 exons. The record is from RefSeq and is a predicted model, not a curated record. Gene Ontology annotation, biological process: regulation of transcription by RNA polymerase II.
AUGGAGGUAAAUUGUUUAACACUAAAAGACCUGAUCAACCCCAGGCAGCCCAGACUAGAUUUUGCAAUAGAAGAUGGGGAAAAUGCACAAAAGGAAAAUAUAUUUGUUGACCGAUCAAGAAUGGCCCCAAAAACUCCAAUAAAAAAUGAACCAAUUGAUUUAUCGAAGCAAAGAAUCUUCACUCCAGAACGAAAUCCCAUCACACCUGUUAAGCUUGUCGACAGACAGCAGGCAGAACCAUGGACGCCCACAGCUAACCUGAAGAUGCUCAUUAGUGCUGCCAGCCCAGACAUAAGGGACCGGGAGAAGAAAAAAGGGCUGUUCAGACCUAUUGAAAACAAGGAUGAUGCAUUUACAGACUCUCUGCAGCUUGAUGUUGUUGGGGACAGUGCUGUGGACGAAUUUGAAAAGCAAAGGCCAAGCAGAAAACAGAAAAGUUUAGGACUCCUGUGCCAGAAGUUUCUAGCUCGCUAUCCAAGUUAUCCCUUGUCAACUGAGAAAACUACCAUCUCCCUAGAUGAAGUUGCGGUCAGUCUUGGUGUUGAAAGGAGACGCAUCUAUGACAUUGUAAAUGUGUUAGAGUCACUGCAUCUGGUCAGCCGGGUGGCCAAGAAUCAGUAUGGCUGGCAUGGCCGGCACAGCCUGCCAAAAACCCUGAGGAACCUCCAGAGACUAGGAGAGGAGCAAAAAUAUGAAGAGCAGAUGGCGUACCUCCAACAGAAAGAGCUGGACCUGAUGGAUUACAAAUUUGGAGAACGUAAAAACGGCUAUCCAGAUUCCCAAGAUCAACAGCUCUUGGAUUUCUCUGAGCCCGACUGUCCCUCUUCAUCUGUAAACAGUAGAAAAGACAAGUCUCUGAGAAUUAUGAGCCAGAAGUUUGUCAUGCUGUUCCUUGUCUCCAAAACCAAGAUUGUUACUCUAGAUGUGGCUGCCAAGAUACUAAUAGAAGAGAGCCAAGAUACCCCAGACCACAGUAAAUUUAAAACAAAGGUACGACGCCUGUAUGACAUAGCCAAUGUUCUGACCAGCUUGGCUCUGAUAAAGAAAGUGCAUGUAACAGAAGAGCGAGGCCGUAAACCAGCCUUUAAGUGGAUCGGGCCUGUGGACUUCAGCUCCAAUGAUGAAGAACUAGUGGAUGUUUCUGCAUCUGUCUUACCAGAAUUGAAAAGAGAAGCAUAUGGCCAGAUUCCGGUCUGUGCAAAACAGAAGCUGGCUCGUCAUGGUUCUUUUAACACCGUUCAUGCUCCUGAGAGGGUCCAGAGGAAAGUGAACUCGGAACCCAGCAGCCCGUACAGAGAAGAGCAAGAAUCAGGGAGCUACUCCUUAGACAUUGGAAGUCUAACAGCUGUCUAUAGACAGAAAGUAGAAAAUAAUUCACAGGGAAAAGCCUUUGCCAGUAAGAAAGUGGUGCCUCCAGCGAGCAGCUUGGACCCUGCUGCUCCUUUGCCUGUCUUCUCUGUUGACUCAGAAUAUUGUGUUAAUCCUUUAGCUCACCAAGUAUUUUCUGUUGCUCAAACGGACUUGCAGACAUCGUCUGUGCAGAAUGGUCUGAAUGGACAAAUAGGUGUCUCGCUCCCUUCUGCAGCCUCUGACGGGGAGAGCCUAAAGCCACCUCUGCUUGCCAGCCAGCCCUUGGUGUACGUGCCCUCCACCUCCCUGUUCAUGCUGUAUGGGAGCUUGCAGGACGGACCGUCCCCAGGGUCAGGGUUAGGGUCAGGGAAGGAGGGCAGAAGCUCAGAAGUCCCAGCCACAGCAGAGCUAUCGUCCACAUCCUCAGCCCAGAAGCGCCUCUGUGAGGAGAGGAAGCCUCAGGAGGAGGAUGAGCCGGCCACUAAAAGACAGAGUAGGGAAUAUGAUGACAGCCCCCUGUCCCUCGUCAUGCCCAAGAAACCCUCAGGCUCCACAGACCUUGCCUCUCCCAAGACUGUGGGUAACAGGGGAUCGAUGCCCCUGGAAGACAUUCACAUGAAUGGCCAAGUCUCUGCUGCAAAGGAGGUUACAGAAAAGGCUACAGCAGACUACUUCGUUUCUUCUGAAUGGGAAAAUCCUUCCAGAAAUACAGAUAAUGAAAAGCCUUCAAAAGAAAAUGAAAGCACCAAAGAGCCCUCUUUGCUGCAGUAUCUUUAUGUGCAGUCUCCAGCUGGGUUAAAUGGUUUCAAUGUGCUCUUAUCUGGCAGUCAAGCCCCCCAUCCCGCAGGACCAUCUUCAGGUCAGCUGCCAUCCUUCAGUGUUCCUUGCAUGGUCUUGCCAUCUCCAACGCUGGGCCCUUUUCCUGUUCUCUAUUCUCCCGCAAUGCCCGGGCCACUUUCUUCUGCUCCUGGUGCUCUCCCAAACACAGGACCUGUGAAUUUCGGCUUGUCUGGCCUUGGAUCGACAGCUCAGCUUCUCGUCGGCCCUGCAGCCCUGGUCAAUCCGAAGUCGACCACACUACCUUCUGCAGACCCUCCACUUCAGGGUCAGCCCCCACUUAACCUGAGUCCGGUGAUCUCAAGGUCACACAACGUCAUCCAACCUGAGUCUCCCAUUUACAUGGGACAUCCAGUCCCAGCAGUAAAAUUACAACAGUCACCAGUUCCAGUGACCCCCAAGAGCAUCCGAUGCGCACAUCGUGAAACAUUUUUCAAGACACCUGGCAGUGUCAGAGACCCUGUCCUUAGAAGAAGAGAAAGGAAUCAGUCACGAAACACCAGCUCAGCCCAGAGGAGGCUAGAAAUCCCCAGCAGUGGGGCUGACUAA